Messenger RNA from Kazachstania africana CBS 2517, 876 nucleotides. RefSeq names its product Sfh5p (gene SFH5). Gene Ontology annotation, cellular component: plasma membrane; cytosol; cortical endoplasmic reticulum. Gene Ontology annotation, molecular function: phosphatidylinositol transfer activity. NCBI's taxonomy places the organism in Eukaryota, Fungi, Ascomycota, Saccharomycetes, Saccharomycetales, Saccharomycetaceae. Gene Ontology annotation, biological process: regulation of exocytosis; Golgi to plasma membrane protein transport. The record is from RefSeq and is a predicted model, not a curated record. The transcript has a single exon. Bases 1 to 876 code for a protein of 291 amino acids.
AUGAAUUUCAGAUCUGCACAUGAAGGUAACGUAUUCAAGAAGGUAGUUGCUGAAUUGCCUGGUAUUAUCUCGAAAAAAUGUGAUGGUUAUGAUGAACUCUACGGGUACAAACUAGUACCUGAUGAGCCCAAUUCUGAAAGAAAAUUUUAUGACAAGGAAAUUGCAGAAUGUUUAAUUUACAAAUUCUGUAAGGGCUACCAAUUUCAUUAUGAGAUCGUUGUUGAACAUAUCGUCAAUGUUUUAAAUUGGAGGCGUGAAUUUAAUCCCUUAAGUGCUGCAUUCAAAGAAGUUCAUAACAAAGAAUUGGUGGAAGUAGGUAUUUUGGCAUCAUAUCCAAAUCAUGAGAGUAAUAAGAAAGUUGUUACAUGGAACAUAUAUGGACAACUGAUCAAAAAAAAGUAUCUUUUCAAAGACGGUGAAAAGUUUUUACGUUACAGAAUUGGUUUGAUGGAAAGAGGGUUAAGACUAUUGGAUUUUAAAGAUGAUACAAACAAUUAUAUGACACAAGUUCAUGACUAUAAAGGUGUAUCUGUACUGAGCAUGGAUUCUGAUAUGAAGAAAGUUGUGAGAGAAAUUGUCCUAGUUUUCCAAAGCUACUAUCCCGAGUUGUUGUAUGCCAAAUAUUUUAUCAAUGUUCCAAGUUUCCUAAGGUGGAUUUAUGACGUUAUUAAAACAUUCGUAGAUGAAAAUACGAAGAAAAAAUUCGUUGUAUUGAGCGAUGGAAGGAAAAUGGCACAUUAUUUGAAAGAUGUACCCUCCACAAAUUAUGGUGGUAGCGACACUAAUACCUUGCAGCAAGAAAAUAUAACGAAUGUGAGACCUACAGAAUAUGGCCUCUAUAUUUUGGAAAAGCAAGCCAAUGAGGACAUUGACUGA